Trichomonas vaginalis G3 is the source of this 786-nucleotide messenger RNA. RefSeq names its product m7G(5')pppN diphosphatase protein. Gene Ontology annotation, molecular function: manganese ion binding; RNA binding; hydrolase activity. The transcript has a single exon. Gene Ontology annotation, biological process: deadenylation-dependent decapping of nuclear-transcribed mRNA. Bases 1 to 786 code for a protein of 261 amino acids. Gene Ontology annotation, cellular component: cytoplasm. Lineage: Eukaryota; Parabasalia; Trichomonadida; Trichomonadidae. The record is from RefSeq and is a predicted model, not a curated record.
AUGAGCAUAAACACUGAAAAUCCUUAUGACGACACAAACCACGUCAAUCACUUCGAGCUAUCGGCUGUAAGCGAAGAAGAAGCUGAUGAUUUAUUAGCUCGAUUUUUCUUAAAUCAACCUCAAGGUUUCUUCAAAAAACCAAUUGACAUCGCAGUAGCAAUUAAAUCAGCAUACUAUCAUCAUUUAUCUAUUCACAAAUCAAUGAAAACAACACAGCCUAAAUCAGUUGUUUCAAAAUUUGCGGCAAACCUUUUCAAUUAUUGUCCUGAUCUUCAUCCUUACAUAAACCAAAUACCUGAAAUGUUCCUUCAGCUUCGUAAGUCACAUCAAAAUUUAUUAACUUGCGGUGCAAUUUGCCUGAACAAAGACUUAACAAAAGUCUUAGUCAUUGCCCAUACAAUCACUCCAAAUCAAUUUGCUUUCCCAAAGGGCAAAAUAGAUGAAGGAGAAACUCCUUUACUAGCUGCAAUUCGUGAAACAGAAGAGGAGGCCAAUUUCGAUGUAUCUCCUUAUAUUCUCGAAAAUUAUAGCUUCCGCUAUAAAAGAAAGAGUCGCGCUGAUGGAGUUUUCUUUUUUGCUACAAAUGUGCCUGAAGUUGAACUCAAGCCAUCUCUUCCUGCAGAAAUCUGUAAGAUAGGAUGGGUAGAUAUCAACACUCGGAAAAGCGAUGAUGGCUACAGUUGGCAGCCAGAUGGACCAACAUCGUUGAUAUUAGAAGAUCAACUUCCUGCUUUUAUCGAAAUGCAAAAGUUGAAGAAUAAUAGUGAGUAUAUUAUUCAAUUGUAA